This is a messenger RNA of Vanrija pseudolonga, 771 nucleotides long. RefSeq lists its product as uncharacterized. NCBI's taxonomy places the organism in Eukaryota, Fungi, Basidiomycota, Tremellomycetes, Trichosporonales, Trichosporonaceae. The record is from RefSeq and is a predicted model, not a curated record. The transcript has 2 exons. Bases 37 to 600 code for a protein of 187 amino acids.
CCUCACCCACCACCCCCACCACCCGCACCCCGCACAAUGGUCAAGGCCGCCGACGUGUGGGUCGCGCUCGACGCCGAGCAGGCGCAGCAGAGCCCGCAGUACCGGCUCGAAGUGAUCCGCGCGUACCUGCUGCACAAGGUGCGGCGGCACCGCUCAAAGGUCGAGCUGCAGCUCAAGCUCAUCCCGCUCGAGCGGACCUACCCCCACUUUGCGGACACGUUCCAGACCGCGCGGCUCGAGUUUGCGCUCCCCGCGAGCCCGGUCGUCGGCGCCCCGCCCCCGCACCUCGCACGGGCGUACCACCGCGCGCGCGCGGCCCGCACCCCCAGCGACCGCCGACUGCCAAUAACGCUCGACGCGGCCGACCUGGCCGACCUGGCGCCGCCGUCCCCGCCGCCAGAGUUUGUCGCGCCCCCGCCGGCGUACGAGCGCGAAGACACGGAAGCAACCAUCCGUGACCUCCAGGCGAGGUUAUCUACCGCCCUCGAAGAGGCCGAGCGCGCACGCGCACGCCUUGCCGAGGCCGAGGAGGCCCGCCGCGAGCUCGAGGAGCGCGUCGUGUGCUUGGAACGCCGCGGGGGGGAGGAGGUCGCGGUUUAGUGAGUGGACGGCGGUGGACGGACAGGAAUAGCCCAGCUCGCCCGGCCGGCUUCGCGGAGGACAGCCGCGCGAGGGAGGGGCCGGCGCCGGAAGCGACCGACGCGCGGACGUCGGGCAACGACGAGCAAUGUGUGCAUAGAUAUUAGAGGGUUGUACCAUGUGACGAGUGGG